Molecule: messenger RNA, 1616 nt
Organism: Engraulis encrasicolus (European anchovy)
Lineage: Eukaryota; Metazoa; Chordata; Actinopteri; Clupeiformes; Engraulidae
Product: membrane-spanning 4-domains subfamily A member 4A-like
Exons: 7
Coding region: 2-859 (285 amino acids)
Cellular component (GO): membrane
Source: RefSeq, a predicted model, not a curated record
CAUGGCCACCACCUCAGUCCCAUACAACACUGGUGGCAUGGUGGUAGUCACCCAUGUGUACCCCCAGCAAGGUGCCCAGGGCAAUGGCUUACCCCAUGUGUACCCCCAACAAGGUGCUCAGGGCAAUGGCUUACCCCAGACUGGAGUUGCUGCUCCAGCACCCACCUCUGGGCUUCACAAGUUCCUGAAAGGGGAACCGUCUAUCCUAGGCACUGUCCAGAUAAUGAUAGGAAUUGUAAUAUUCCUGUUUGGUAUUGUUGGUGCAUUUCAUCCAACUCUGUCCAUUUACAGCGGGAUCCCCUUCUGGGGAGCCAUAAUUUACAUCACAGCUGGUUCUCUCACAGUGAGGGCUUACAAGCAACUUGGCAGUUGUAUGGUCAAAGCAUCCCUGGGGAUGAGCAUCGUCAGCUCCAUAACGGCAGGUGUGGGAAUCAUUCUCCACUGCCUUGACUUCAUUGUCCCAACCUACUACUUCUAUUACUGUGACUACGCGGACUCUUAUAACUGUCGUUACGGCAACGUAGCACUGCGGAGCAGACUGUGGGGAACGGUUGGCGUGAUGCUGGUGCUGUCAAUACUGCAGUUCAUCGUCUCCAUCUGCGUGUCGGCCUUUGGCUGCAAAGCCACCUGCUCAGGUGAAACUCAGCCAGUCAUAUACGCAAACCAGAUCCCCGCCUCUCUUCUGACCGCCCCACUGCCUACUGCUCCACACAACACAUCUGAGUUGGCACAUCUGCCACCCAGCAUGCUGGCGCCUGCUCAUCACGGCAAUGCUGAGACUGCCCCCACUGGCCAAUUUGGAGAACUGCCGCCUAAAUACAGCCCUGCCGUGGAGGAUACCUCUGCUCUAUGUGGAUGAAUACAUAUGCUCUUCUCGCCAAUAUUACGGAUGAAUAGGCCUUCAUAGCACUUCUUGCCAAUAGGAUGAAUAGGCCUACGCAUGGCUCCUCUUGCCAAAAUUAGGCAUGAAUAGGCCUACAUACAUACAGCACUUUUCGCCAAUUGGAUAAAUAGACCUACAGACAGCACUUGUUGCCAAUAUUAGGGAUUGAUAGGCCUACAAACCGCAUCUCUUGCCAAUAGGACGAAUAGACCUACAGACAGCUCUUCUUGCCAAUAGGACGAAUAGGUCUACAUACUGCACUUCUUGCUAUUGCCAACCGUACCCUGACCCUUUUUUCAUUAACUGCUUUGUUUCCAAGGUCAGAAGAAAAGUAAAAUGCUUGUACGUUUUGGCUACAUUGUCUUUGCAGCCUUUUUUUGUCGGUCCACUUUUUGGUCUAUUAACAGCACAAUGGUCUGAAUUUGGUUUUCUUAAAGGGGACAGUAUGUGAAAGUUGUGUGUACGUUUUUCAACGCUUGUUUUCAUUUGUUAAGUGUUUUUAUGCUGUACCGGUCACUGUGUCCAGAUAUUCAGGUUAUUUUGAUGAUGUAUAUUCAAAGUCAUACAUUAUAAAAAGAAGUUAGAGUUUAUGUUAUAUGAUUAUCAUGCACAAUUGCUGUACAAGCUAUAUGCUUACACACACGAUUUUACCUUCAAGUUUGUGCAAUUAAUGUGGCUUCAAAUUAUUUCUUAAAACAAAAGUCUGGCACAGUCAGGUUUGAUGUCCAUUUAA